GCAUCUCAUCAUAGUCAUUGUCCAAAGUCUCUAAACCACAUUCUCACCUGUCCCACCAAAAUUUAUUUCCUCUAAAUCCACUCCGUUCGUGACGGCCGCGUUAAUCUCCAGCGGUUUCUCCACUGUCACAAAACCCUCAAAUCCAACCAUGCUCUCCUCCAAAUCUCGCCGGAAGGUCGUUCCCGCCGCCACAGACGGCGGCGACUCCGCCGACAAACUCGACCAACUCCUCCUCUCCGCCUCCAUCUGCAACGGCGAAGACUUAGGCCCCUUCGUCCGCAAAGCCUUCGCCUCCGGCAAGCCCGAGACUCUCCUCCACCAUCUCCGCCACUUCUCCAAAUCCAAGGAGGCUGAGAUCGAAGAUGUCUGCAGAGCUCACUACCAGGACUUCAUCAUUGCCGUCGACGAUCUCAGAUCUCUCCUCUCCGACGUCGAUUCGCUCAAAACCUCUCUCUCCAACUCCAACACUCAAUUGCAGUCCGUCGCUGGUCCUCUCUUGUCUUCUCUCGAUUCCUUCGUUGAGGCUCGGAAUGUCUGCAAGAACGUCAAGCUCGCUCUCGAUUCGGUUCGGACUUGCGUUCAAUUGAUCGAGCUUUGUUCGCGAGGUAAUCUUCAUCUAUCUGCCAACAAUUUUUACAUGGCGUUGAAGUGUUUGGACUCGAUCGAGAGAGAAUUUCUCGACAAAACGCCGAGUUCCACGCUUCGGAUUAUGCUGGAGAAGAAGAUCCCGGCGAUUCGAUCGCACAUCGAGCGGCGAGUCAACAAGGAGUUCGGUGAUUGGCUCGUCGAGAUCCGUAUAGUGAGUCGUAAUUUAGGGCAACUCGCGAUCGGACAAGCCUCGGCGGCGAGGCAGAGAGAAGAAGAGCUGAGAAUGAAGCAAAGGCAAGCAGAGGAACAGAGUCGACUCAGUUUGAGAGACUGUGUUUAUGCUUUGGAAGAAGAAGACGAUGAUGGAUUUGGUGGAAUUGGUGAUGAAGGCAAGGAUGGUUACAGCAAUGGUGGGAGUGGAAUGUUCGGAUUUGAUUUGACUCCUCUCUAUAGAGCUUAUCAUAUACACCAGACACUAGGGCUCGAAGAUCGGUUCAAACAGUAUUACUUCGAGAACCGAAAGCUUCAAUUGACUUCGGAUUUUCAGGUAUCUUCGAUGACACCUUUUCUGGAAUCUCAUCAGACAUUUUUUGCUCAAAUUGCUGGUUUUUUUAUAGUUGAAGAUAGAAUUUUGAGGACUGGAGGACGAUUGAUUUCCAAAAUGGAAGUAGAAAACUUGUGGGACACAGCUAUGAGUAAAAUGUGUUCUGUAUUAGAAGAUCAAUUUUCUAGGAUGCAAACAGCAAAUCAUUUGUUGUUGAUAAAGGACUAUGUGAGUUUGCUUGGUGUAACUUUGCGGCAAUAUGGGUACCCUGUUGAUGCUUUGCUUGAUGUAUUAAGCAAGCACAGAGAUAAGUACCAUGAGUUAUUGCUAUCUGACUGUCGUAAACAGAUUGCGGAAGCACUUACUGCUGAUAAAUUUGAGCAGAUGUUGAUGAAGAAAGAAUAUGAGUAUUCGAUGAAUGUGCUUUCAUUUCAGUUACAAACUUCUGAUAUAACACCUGCAUUUCCGUAUGUUGCACCAUUUUCUUCCACAGUUCCAGAUUGUUGUCGAAUAGUGAGGUCGUUUAUUGAGGACUCAGUGAGUUUUAUGUCUUACGGUGGGCAGCUUGAUUUCUAUGAUGUUGUGAAGAAGUAUUUGGACCGGCUUCUGACUGAGGUGCUGGAUGGGGCAUUGUUGAAGCUUAUUAAUACAUCCAUCCAUGGGGUCUCUCAAGCCAUGCAAGUGGCAGCAAAUAUGGUUGUAUUGGAGCGUGCUUGUGAUUUCUUUUUUCGUCAUGCAGCACAGCUCUCGGGCGUUCCUUUGAGAAUGGUGGAGAGGAGUAGGAGGCAGUUUCCACUGAACAAAGCCCGUGAUGUUGCUGAAGAGAUGCUUUCUGGGUUGCUUAAACAAAAGGUUGAUGGCUUCAUGACGUUGAUUGAGAAUGUAAACUGGAUGGCAGAUGAGGCUCCUCAAAGUGGGAAUGAAUAUGUGAAUGAGGUGAUUAUAUAUUUGGAAACUUUGGUUUCUACUGCGCAGCAGAUAUUGCCAGUUCAGGUUCUUAAAAGAGUUAUACAAGAAGUUCUUUCCCACAUAGCAGAGAUGAUUGUUGGUGCUUUACUUGGGGAAUCCGUUAAGAGGUUUAACAUAAAUGCCAUUAUGGGUAUUGAUGUAGACGUUCGGUUGUUGGAAUCAUUCGCAGAAAAUCAGGCUCCUCUUUUAUCAGAUGCUGAUGCAAAUCAGUUGAAAACUGCACUUGUUGAGGCAAGGCAAUUGAGUAAUUUGCUUUUGAGCAGCCAUCCAGAGAAUUUCCUCAAUCCAGUGAUCAGGGAAAGAAGUUAUAAUUCUUUGGACUACAGGAAAGUAGUGAUUAUUUCAGAAAAAUUAAAGGAUCAGCCAGAUAGGCUAUUUGGAACCUUUGGAUCUAGGGCAUACAAGCAGAACCCAAAAAAGAAGUCUCUAGAUGCAAUGAUAAAAAGACUCAAGGAUGUGAACUGAUUUGAUACAUUACUGUGCGUACGUCCUAGUACUUUUAACUAUUCUUUCUGCUGAUUGUGAUUGUCAUUACUUCAUAGUUGUUCAUUGCUCAAUAAUUUGCUAGCCCUAAUACCCGUUGUGAAUUGUCGUCAUCUUAUUGUGUCCUGAGAUAUGCAAAUUUCAUUCUGCAUGUAUUGCCCUGACUAUGCUAUUGGUUGUUGUAUUUAAUUCUUUUGAUCAAUAUUAGUGGAUAUUUUGUUGCCUCUAACUUCCUACAUUCUUGGGAAGAUGUUACAGGCCUA
Camellia sinensis is the source of this 2847-nucleotide messenger RNA. The record is from RefSeq and is a predicted model, not a curated record. Lineage: Eukaryota; Viridiplantae; Streptophyta; Magnoliopsida; Ericales; Theaceae.